UAAAAGCAAAUUAAUAGGUUUAUAUUUUUUCUAUUUGUAUAGAUUCAUUUGCUACAAGGAAGAAUAAAAGCUAAUUGGAAAAAAGAAAAAAAAAAAAAAUUUCAUUUUUUACAUUGCCGAUUUGCUUAGCAUUCUGUACGUUACUCCGUCUCAGCUAGAAGUGUUCGUGCCAAAUUGCCAAUCCAUGUCCAAUUGAUAGGAUACAUCCGGGCAUCCGGCAUACGGCCAAUCUCUGUACUUUUCCUACUUUGCUUCUCUCUUCUCUCUCUCAAUCUCUCUCCAUUUGUUAAUUGUUAUGCACUGCAAUGCGAUUGCGAAUUGCAUCAUUUAAUUUGAGAUUACCAGAAUGGAAUUCAAGGAUCAAAGAAUGUUUAUCAAAUGGGCAUUGGCAAGAAGCAAUGUCUUGUUAUGUAGGAAUGCAGAGAUCUGGAGUACAACUUACAGAUACUUCUCUCUUCCCUGCCAUUAUCAAAGCAAGUUCAAAAAUUUCCUUCAAACUCGGAGAAUCUGUGCAUGCUUGUUCAGUGAAGCAGGGGUAUGAUUCUUUCCCUUCUGUAGGAAACUCAAUACUGGAUUUUUACAUGAAAUGGGGUGCCCCAAUUUUAGCAUUCUCGGUGUUUCGGGGCAUGAGAAACAGAGACUCUGUUUCGUGGAACAUUGUCAUUCAUGGGCAUCUUGAUCAGGGUCUUGUAGAGGACGGUCUCUGGUUUUUUGUGCAGGGGCGAGUUUCGGGUUUUGAACCGAAUGUUUCCAUCUUGGUUCUUGUAGCUCAAGCGUAUCGCAUUCUUCUGGAUUUUGAUGGUGGGAGGAGAUUUCAUGUUUAUGUACUGAAAAGUGGGUUUCUGAGUGUACUGUCUCUGCAAAACUCUCUGAUGGGUAUGUAUGCUGAUGAUGAUAUUGGAAAUGCACGCCAACUGUUCGAUGAAAUGUGUGACAGAGAUGUUAUUUCUUGGAGUAUGAUGAUUGGGGCUUGUGUUCAGAAGGAGGAACCGUUGUUGGCUCUGCAGUUGUUUAAAAUUAUGGAGGUUGAGCCAGAUGGGUUGACCUUGGUCAGUAUUCUAAAGGCGUGCAGUAAACUUGAAGAUGCUACCACGGGAAGUUCGCUCCAUGGGUUCGCCAUUUCUAGAGGGCAUGAUAUUGAUGUGUUUGUUGCAAACUCUUUGAUAGACAUGUAUUCUAGGUGCUGUGACCCGGCCUCAGCCUUGAGGGUUUUUGACUCGAUGGCUGUCAAAAAUAUUGUGUCCUGGAAUUCAGUCUUAUUUGGGAUGGCUUAUAAUGGAAUGUAUCGGGAAGCUUUAGACUUAGCCAAUUCCAUGGUGCAGGCAAAUAUUGGAACAGAUGAAGUGACACUUGUGAAUCUUCUUCAACUAUGCAAGCAGUUUACUGAUCCAUUUCAGUGCAGACAAUUACACUGCAGAAUAUUGAGACAUAGGUAUGAGUCAAAUGCUUUGGUGCUAAAUUCUUUAAUGGAUGCUUAUGCCAAAUGCAAUCUCAUUGAGCAAUCAUGGAAACUGUUUAGCAGAACUGAUAAAAAGGAUACGGUUAUAUGGGCCACAAUGAUUGGGGCAUUCGCAUAUUGUGGUAUGCCCGAUGAAGCAAUUACCGUUUUUGGACAAAUGGUCAAAAUAGAGGAGGGAAUCAAUCAAGUAAUUGUCUUAAACUUGCUUGAAGCUUGUACAGUUUCAGCUGAACUCAAAACUUGUAAAUGGGCACAUGGCAUUGCCAUCAGAAGUAGCUUUGCUGCAUAUGUAUCUGUUGGAACUGCAAUUAUAGACAUGUACUCCAAAUGUGGGGCAGUAGAAGAAGCAAAAAAGGCGUUUGAUCAUAUACCCCAGAAAAACAUCAUGUCAUGGAGUACUAUGGUAUCAGCGUAUGGCAUGAAUGGCCGAGCUGAAGAUGCAUUAGGGCUAGUAGUUGAAAUGAAGCAACAUGGUUUCCAACCGAAUGCAGUAACAGCACUUUCAGUGUUAUCUGCUUGUAGUCAUGGCGGACUAAUUCAGUCAGGCCUCUCAUUCUUCAAAGAUAUGGUUCAAAAUUUGGGGAUUCAACCAAGUUUGGAGCAUUUUGCUUGUAUGAUUGAUAUGUUGAGCAGAUCAGGAAAGUUGGAUGAUGCUAUGAAGUUGAUCAAAGUUAUGCCUGAAAAUUUUCAGGGCAAGGCAAGUGUGUGGGGAGCGGUGUUAAGUGCUUGCACUAGGUACAAGAAAGUCGAAGUUGGUGAAGGAGCUGCUUCUCAUGUUCUUGAGUUGGAGCCCCUUGGUUCAUCUGGUUACAUGCUAGCAGCGAGUUUGCAUGCUAGUACAGGGUCAUGGAGUGAUGCAGCAAAGAUGAGACGAUUAGUUAAGGAUAGAGGAGUGAAAAUAUUGGCUGGUUAUAGCCUGGUUCGUGUAGGUGACAAGGCUUUAAGAUUUGUAGCAAGGGAUAAGUCCACUCCACAGGCAAUUGAUAGUUGCUGUAUUGUCGAGCAGUUACAUAGAUGUAUGCACAUUGAUGAAGCAGAUGAUGAAGUAACAGAAUAAUAAGACUUGCUCAAUAAUUUAUUCACCAAAUUCCACUUAUCGAUGCACAUAGUUUUUCACUUUUUAGAAGGUGAGAUUACGUAGGUAUUUGGUUAUCAAUUGUUAUUUCAACCAUGUAUUUAGACGUGAUAA
Messenger RNA from Chenopodium quinoa (quinoa), 2648 nucleotides. RefSeq names its product pentatricopeptide repeat-containing protein At2g17210-like. The transcript has a single exon. Gene Ontology annotation, biological process: RNA modification. Bases 306 to 2516 code for a protein of 736 amino acids. Lineage: Eukaryota; Viridiplantae; Streptophyta; Magnoliopsida; Caryophyllales; Amaranthaceae. The record is from RefSeq and is a predicted model, not a curated record. Gene Ontology annotation, molecular function: RNA binding; protein binding.